CCGGGCCCAGCGGCCGGGACGCGGCGCAGCGGGCGGCACGGUUUUACAGAAGACGUGAACCAUUCUACUUCUAGAUUUUUUCCUUUUCUUUCUAUAAAUCAAAAGAUCUCAAAAUGGAGGCCUAAAACCUUUAAAAGGGACAUAGUCUAAUCUCCGGGAGGUAGUUUUGUGCAUGAAUAAACAAAUUAAGUAGGUAACUAGUUUUUUGGUAUCCAAAGAAUGUUAAUUUUAAAAAUACAGUAUAUUUUCAUGAGGUGUAACUUCUGAAUUGGAUUUUGAAUUUCCCUGUGGAUGUCAAAGAGAAGUGACCGUAGCUGAGACAAAUUGUAUAAGCAGUCUUCAAAGUUGACCAUCUCCCGCUGACCACUGUGUAGAAUAGAAAAAGUACGUGUGUUUGGUAAAAAUUUUAAAAUGAGUGACAGUUGUUUAGAACAAAGAGUUAAUAUUCAGCCCUGGGCCAAAUUAGAGAAAUAUGCAAAUAAGACCUUUGACAUGUUAAAAGAUUUCUACAAUGACAAAGAAAUGUUAAGAACAAAACUCUUUGAUGGUUACAAUAAGUUCAGAGAAAGCAGGAAAGAUAAACUUGAUGAUAGGUGAAGAAAUUAAACAUUCAUAAGACUGUUGAUCUUGUAAAAGUACAAAAUUUAGUUUGUUCAAAUGGGUUAUUUUCUCUGAGAAUGAUGGCUGGAUGGCUACAUUUUGGUAAAUGAACAAACUUAUAAGGAGACAGAAAUAAACAUGGAGGUUUUUCUAGCAGUGGGUAAAAUUUUUGCCAAUGAAAGGAGUACUGAAGUCAGACACAUUAACUCCCCUUUGUGAGUUUUAUAAUCACUGGUGUUGAGAUAUGUUUCUUAUGCCACCUGCAAAUAAAGCCUUAAAGUUUGCGGUAGCAAGCCCUAACCUCAGUGGGUCACAGGAAGCCAUGCUUAUUAAAAAAACCCACAGGUCUUGUUUAUUGGACCUCGCUAAUUUUGAUAUAGAGCUUGUUCACUCCUAGCUAGUCAUAAUUAAGAAAUUCUAAAUUUUGAUAACGUUGCUGCUGUUUUAAAGAAGUGAUUGUGACAGAGUAAAUUUACUGUUAGUUUUUGUCAUGAUAAAGUUUGGUUUAAGGUAUGUUGUGAAAAAUUUCUGAUUUAAGCCAAAUUUGUACAACUUGAUUAUCCAUCUUAGCCUAUAGCCUCAGAACUAUUUUGACAGCAUGAAGCAGAACCUGAAAGAACAGAGCAAAUACUCUAAUCUCUGAUCAGUUUCUUAAAAUAGAAUGCUUAAUUUGCUAGUCAGUCACUGUGACUGAGCCACCAAGUUCUUGAGACUCUAUGGGAAGUAAGUAUUUACUUGAAAUACUUGAAAGUAGGCCUUAGGAUAUAUCAACAAACUCUGUUACAACUUGAUCUUUUCAUUUGAGGAAAAAUUUUAGUUGUUCUACCUAUUAAAAUGAUUGUAGGAAGAAAAAUUUAAUUUGGGAAAGAUUUGGAAUAUAUUAUAUUUCAUUACAUGUAAGAUGUCAUCAAUUGUCAGAUACCCUUAACUUAUGUACCUCUAAGAAACAAAUACACCGCAAAUGCUAUUAAUUCUGAUACCUCUCCAAAGCAGUCAUGUUAAUAAAUGCAUCUUUGAUUUAGUGAAAUAUGAAAAUUCAUUAUUUCCUUUUUAGCAGUAGAUGUUUUCUGCCUACCAAAUUUCACAAUUUCAAAAAAGCAAAAUAAACAGUUUGAAUAUUUUUCUCCAGUUUCUGGAGAACAUUGUUUUCCACCUGAGUCAUGUGAGUCAGACACUUUAUCUUCAGUCUGGUACUUGCCACUCAAGCUCUCUAGUGACCUGGGAAGGUAACACUGAAUGACAUCUUGAUGACCUCAGCACCGGACACUUCCAGGAAAGGUUUUGAUUUUCAUCACAAGGUAGUUGUUUAUAUUGCAUGUAUAAAGAUUACACAAAGAUUGAGUUUUUGUGUAUAAUUGUCCCUUAAAAUCAGUAUCAGUAUGUGACUUAGGACCUCACCAUGCAGAAACCCUAAAUGCCUACAAGUGAAAAGAACAAAAGAUUGCCAGUUCUAGGUAUUCAGACGAGUACUAAGAUGAAUGAAAUCAAAAGCCAUGCACAAAACUACCUCCCCAGAGAAAGGCUAGUCCCUUUUCCUCCCCAUCUAUUUCAUUAUGAACAUAGUAGAAAAAAGUGAAUUCUUAUCAAACUUGAUGAAAAGUGCUAACACGUUUGAAUUGAAAUAUGAUUUCUCCUGUGAACUGUACCGCAUGUCCACUUACUCAACUUUCCCUGCUGGCGUUCCUGUCUCAGAAAGGAGUCUUGCUCGUGCGGGUUUUUAUUACACUGGAGUGAAUGACAAGGUCAAAUGCUUCUGUUGUGGCCUGAUGCUGGAUAACUGGAAACAAGGAGACAGUCCUAUUGAAAAGCAUAAAAAGUUGUAUCCUAGCUGUAGCUUCGUUCAGAAUCUGAAUUCAGCUCACAUGUUGGGAGCCAUCUCUCAGCCUACUUCUCAUUCUUCAAUAAUACAUUCUACACAUUCAUUACUUCCAAGUUUGCAAAACACUGGAUAUUUCAGCGGUUCUUUUUCAAGCUUUCCAUCCAAUUCUAUAACCCCCGGAUCAAAUCAAGAUUUUUCCAACUUGAGGACAAAUCCCCACCAUUAUGUAAUGAAUACUGAAAAAGCCAGGUUGCUUACUUUUCAGAUGUGGCCCUUGGCUUUUCUGUCACCCGCAGAUCUAGCAAAAGCAGGAUUUUAUUACAUCGGCCCUGGGGACAGAGUGGCCUGCUUUGCCUGCGGUGGAAAGUUGAGCAAUUGGGAACCGAAGGAUGAUGCCAAGUCAGAACACCUGAGACAUUUCCCCAACUGCCCGUUUGUGGAAAAUCAGUUUCAAGACACUUCAUCGUACAUUGUUUCUAACCUGAGCAUGCAGACACAGGCGGCCCGCAUGAAAACAUUCUGUAACUGGCCCUCUGAUGCUCCAGUUCACCCUGAGCAGCUUGCAAGUGCCGGUUUUUAUUAUACAGGUAACAGUGAUGAUGUCAAGUGCUUUUGCUGUGAUGGUGGACUGAGGUGUUGGGAAUCUGGAGAUGACCCAUGGGUACAACAUGCCAAAUGGUUUCCAAGUUGUGAGUACUUGAUACAAGUUAAAGGACGGGAGUUCACCAGUCGGGUUCAGGCCAACUACCCUCAUAUCCUUGAACAGCUAUUAUCUACUUCAGAAAACCCAGAGGAUGAAAACGCAGAGUCACCAAUUAUCCAUUUUGGACCUGGUGAGAACCACACAGAAGAUGCAGUCAUGAUGAACACACCCGUGGUUAAAGCUGCCCUGGAAAUGGGCUUCAGCAGAAGACUGGUCAAACUGACAGUUCAGAGUAAAAUCCUGACAGCUGGAGAGAAUUACAAAACUGUCAGUGAUCUUGUAGUAGAUUUACUUGAUGCAGAAGAUGAGAUAAGGGAAGAGGAGAAAGAAAGAGCAACUGAAGAAAAAGAAUCAGAUGAUCUAUUGUUAAUCCGGAAGAACAGAAUGGCACUUUUUCAACAUUUGACAUGUGUGCUUCCAAUCCUGGAUAGUCUACUAACUGCCAGGGUGAUUAGUGAACAAGAACAUGAUGUUAUUAGACAGAAAACACAGAUAUCUUUACAAGCAAGAGAAGUGAUUGAUACUAUUUUAGUCAAAGGAAAUUUUGCAGCCGCCAUGUUCAAAAGUGCUCUGCAAGAAAUUGACCCCGUGUUAUACAAGCAUUUAUUUGUUGAACAGGACAUAAAGUAUAUUCCCACAGAGGAUGUUUCAGAUUUAUCAAUGGAAGAACAAUUGAGGCGACUACAAGAAGAAAGAACAUGUAAAGUGUGUAUGGACAAAGAAGUGUCCAUAGUGUUCAUUCCUUGUGGUCAUCUGGUAGUCUGCAAGGAUUGUGCCCCUUCUCUAAGAAAAUGUCCUAUUUGUAGAGGAACAAUCAAGGGUACAGUUCGUACAUUUCUUUCAUGAAGAAGAGCUAAAAGUUGUUCUGAACUUUAAAAUUAAUGGAUUGAAUGUAAUUUAAAUUUUUAUACUGAUUUGGUUUCUUUAAGAUUUUUAAUUUAUUCGUAAUUCUGAAAAUUUUAUUUUAUGUAAAUAUAUUUAUAUAUGUAACUAAAACAUGAAAAAAUAUAAAUACCAAGAGAAUAAUACAUACGCUUUUGUUCUUGUGAACAAAACAUAGGGGUAGCACUACAAGCACAAUACUAAAUCAAAAUUUCCACACUAUUGAAAUUGUAAAUAAAAUUUAAGUUUUUGAGUUAACCUUUCAGAAUUUUCCCUAUUUUUUGAGUUAUAUUAAGAACCUAGAACCUUAUAAUAGUAGGUCUGGAUAUUUUUGAGUGACCUUUUAGGGACAUAGUGUUUUUGUGGAGACUUCUAUGGUGCACUUUUUAAUAAAGCAAUUUAUAUCACUUUUGUUCUUAAUAUGUUUAUUUCUAUACUAUCAAAUAGUUCAGUCAGUAUCAGUUUCCUUUCAUACCUCCUUAAGACGUCAACAUUGAACUAGGGGUUUGAUACCUUUCUAUAAACUGCUUCUUCGUUUACAGCUGUCAACUCACCUGGCUUUAAUCCGUAGGAUUAGAUGGGACAUUUGAGAUGAAGUUACAAUCUUUUCAGUAAGUUUGUCCUUUUGUUCAGGGGGUUCAUGUCGGUCCUCCCCAUUGGGAAAAACCCCUAGUGUAGUCUCACCACUUUGGUGUUACUGCUGGGACUUAGCAGCCCUGGCAACCAAUAGCUUUUUUGGUAAAUAAAUCUGUACUGUCAGUGCAGCAAAAUUUCCUCCUGCACUACAUUCUGAUACUCAACAUGUCCGAUUCAUAAUUCUUUAGCCUUUUUUAUUUCCUUUAGUCUUGUUAGAGCUUUAAGAUCAGAAGUACACAUGUAAUGGAAGCUAUUUUGGGAGAACAGGCAAAGAUCAAGCAUCUAAACUAGCUCUAAAUGUUGCCUACCGUUCUGCAGAGAAAGAUUAGGAGCCACAAAAGGGAGAGAGAAUGCAAAUAUCCUUUCUGAUGCUGGAAGGCUAUUUCUUUGGGAUGCAACUGAUUUUCUCUCUGUUAAAAGGUUCAGGUGUGGAGCAAUUUGCUAGCCAUUGUCUUCCUGGGAUGGGAGGCGGACUUAAAUGUAAUAUUGUUUAGGUGUUUGCAACCAGCUAUAGGAGACAUAAAUAGUAUGUACCCUUUUGGCAGCAUCUAUUUUUGGAUCUGUUUUUUAUUGCAUACUGUAUGUAGUAUUUGAACUUUGCCAUCUCCACUAUGAAAUUCCUCUUCAUUUUGGUUAUAGCUAAUA
This is a messenger RNA of Talpa occidentalis (Iberian mole), 5285 nucleotides long. RefSeq names its product baculoviral IAP repeat containing 3 (gene BIRC3). The record is from RefSeq and is a predicted model, not a curated record. Gene Ontology annotation, biological process: regulation of cell cycle; regulation of apoptotic process. The transcript is spliced from 9 exons. NCBI's taxonomy places the organism in Eukaryota, Metazoa, Chordata, Mammalia, Eulipotyphla, Talpidae. Gene Ontology annotation, cellular component: spindle microtubule; cytoplasm; nucleus. Bases 2154 to 3968 code for a protein of 604 amino acids.